Molecule: messenger RNA, 544 nt
Organism: Brassicogethes aeneus
Lineage: Eukaryota; Metazoa; Arthropoda; Insecta; Coleoptera; Nitidulidae
Source: the annotation of a GenBank genome assembly
AGAAGAUUAACCUUUAAUUUAAUGUCAAAUUUUGGGGUUAUAUAAUUGUUAUUAAAAUGGAUUUUGGAGACUUAAAAGACGACGAAGCUAUAAAAAAGACUUUAACUAAUUUUGACAAUGGUGUAAACAAAAUUAAGGACAUGUUGGAACUGGCUUUUGAAAGUGAUGUUUAUGAUAAACUUAGUACAAAAGAAAAAGUUGACUAUGAUUUAUUUAUAACUUAUUCCUUAAACACAUUAUAUUGGUUGCUAUUAAGAGCAAGUGGAGACGAUCCAAAUUCCACCGACAUAAAAAAUCAACUAAAUAGGGUAAAGGAAUAUAUGGUUAAAGCCAAAGAGGCUCAUGAAAAUAGUAUGAAACCAAGAAUAGAUGUAGAUGCAGCUGAAAGAUUUAUUAAGCAUGGAGUUAAUUAUAAAGAGUCCAAAGAAUCUUCAGAGCAACCUCCAAAUAAGAAACUAAAAAAGCAAUAGUUGAAUUGAUAUUUUAUUAUUAUUUAUAUUUUUAGGAUUUUUGGUAUAUUUUUGUAAAAAAAAUGUCAUUAAAG